UGAGCUCGGGUGGUGACAUCGCCGCAAGGACACCUGUUGAGAACAUCUACUUCUCAGCGCAGCAUUAGUUUCUAGAACAACUUGUUCAAGGAGAACCACAGCGCAGCUUCUAGAACAACUUGUUCAAGGAGAACCACAGCGCAGCUUCUAGAACAACUUGUUCAAGGAGAACCACAGUGCAGCUUCUAGAACAACUUGUUCAAGGAGAACCACAGCGCAGCGCACCUGGUAUUUACAUUAGCUUCUAGAACAACUUGUUCAAGGAGAACCACAGAACUUUUUUACUUCAAGAAAUCUUCCAAGUCACAAAAGUACAGGAAUGGACAAUAUCAGAAGACUGAUGUUCGCAGUCGUCAUGGCAAUUGCGUACAUGGCGAUGGGAACCGAGGCACAGACCAUCAUAACGGCUCCAAAAUCCAAUGCUACUAUGACCAACGUAACAACGGCAUCCAACGUAACAACGGCAUCCAACGUAACAACGGCAUCCAACGUAACAACGGCAUCCAACGUAACAACGGCAUCCAACGUAACAACGGCAUCCAACGUAACAACGGCAUCCAACGUAACAACGGCAUCCAACGGAACAACGGCACCCAACCUAAUAAUGGCUCCUGUUAUCAACACCACCGUCACAGCUCUCACAGAUAAUAUCGCAACUAACGAAUGUGGAAAGACUAAGCUCUGUGCUGCUAAGCCGGAAAACUGUGAUCCGGCCGUGGCUGGUUCCUGUUUCUUCGUCUCCGCCCAGCAGUCCUCGGGACAGACUUUCUCCUUCCAGCUACGAGGAGUGUCCAGCGGCUACAUCGCUGUAGGCUUGUCCACAGACUCCACACAGGGAGGGAACGACACCACCUAUGUGUGUGCAAACAACAACAGCAACGUGAAUUUCUUCACCGCUCUCCUCGACAAAGGAGUUCUGACCAUCAACAACACGCUGCCUGUGGACUCUGUGAAGGGCUCAGUCAACGGUCAGAUCAUCCAGUGCACCUUCUCUGCUACUGUCCCCAAUGCUACUGUCACCCGGAGCACCGACACCAGCUUCUACCUCUCCAUCUCCAACGGGACUUUUAAUAGCGUAACAGGUACCCUAGGUUCUCCGAACACUGUCCUGUUCAGUGAUAAAGCUGUGGACCUGACCAGCUACAACACUAACGUGUUAAACUCUUUGAACGCUGCUCCCUCCUCCAGCCACGCCUUCGGCCUGUCUCAAGCUUUUCUGAUCCUGCUAGGUGUACUAGGUAUGAUGAUGCUGUAAUGCAAGUCUGAAGGUCUGAAGGUGAAGCACAUGCACUCAGGAAUCCUGUCUCCUUUCCUUUACUCACCUUGGCCAGGCUGGGUCCCCAAAUGGCACCCUAUUCCCUAAAUACCACUGUACUUUCACUAUGUAGGGAAUAGGGUGCCAUUUUGGAGUCACUUUGGUACCAGAACGAAGGACCAUGUCAGAUCUGAAGUUAUAUGCUUAGAAAUCCAGUCAUGUUUUUCCACAUAAUGAAACCCGUUCUAGUUGGGGGUAGUAAGACAUUAACCAACAUAAUGGACCCAGUGAUACAAGGCCAAGUACUAACAGAUUGUGUUGAUAGACAAUGGCUUAAAAAACAUAUAAAAACAUUCAUCCUCAUAUUCAUCAUCUCCAGCAACAGUCCAACAUCACCAUUUACCUUCUAUCUGAAAAAACACAUCCUUCAUAUUCAUAUACCUCCAUGUCGUCUCCUUUAUUUAACAAAUGUAUGUGCAAAUGUUUAUACUUUUUUAUCUGCUGAAGUUGCUUUAUGAAGGAAGACUUAUGUUUGUCUGUGUUUCUUGGUGGAUGUGUGUAAAUGUUUGUGUUAACACACUUACCCCCCACUUUGCACAGACGUCAAUUCAACGUCAAUUCCACGUUGGUUCAACGUCAUUUCAUUGAAAUGACGUGGGAACGUUGAUUCAACCAGUGUGUGCAGUGGGCCAUAGAUGAAGUCACAAGGGCUACGUUUAGACAGGCUGACGAUUUCUGAUCUCUUUCUAUCUGACCUUUUUUCAGAGCUUAUCUGAUUGGUCAAAAUACCAAUUAGUUGAAUAAAAACAGAAUUGGGCUGCCUGUCUAAACGCAGCCAAGGUGGCAGAAAUGGGAAUUUGUGGGUUUAUACUGUGUGUAUAUACUGUGUGUGUGUGAAGGUGUGCAUAAUGAUGAAGCCACUGGAUGGUGAACUGUCCUCCCUGAUUACCUUUUUAAAGUAUAUGCAAUCAUGGAAAUAUUUGAUCAGACCAUUUUUAAAAUAAAAACUGUUAUUUACAAUAAAA
This is a messenger RNA of Salmo salar (Atlantic salmon), 2280 nucleotides long. RefSeq lists its product as uncharacterized. Gene Ontology annotation, biological process: regulation of postsynaptic membrane neurotransmitter receptor levels; regulation of glutamate receptor signaling pathway. The record is from RefSeq and is a predicted model, not a curated record. NCBI's taxonomy places the organism in Eukaryota, Metazoa, Chordata, Actinopteri, Salmoniformes, Salmonidae.